GGCUCGGGGCGCUGAGGGCGGCAGGGCCGGCCCGGGAGGAGCCGGGUGCUCUCGGCUCGGCUCGGUCCGGUCCCGUCCUCCGGCGGCAGCGGCGGUUCUGAGCCGGGAUGUGGCGGCGCCCGGCUGGGUUCUUGCUCGUCUUCGCGGCCGCCACGGCCGCGCUGUGGCUGCUGUCGGUGCGGCUGAGCGCGGGGCAGACGCGCAGGGCGCUGCGAUUCCCGGCGGACCUGGAGGAGCUGCGGGAUCUGGCCGAGGCGCUGCGGGACUACGAGCGGCAGCACCGGGGCGCGGCGCUGGCCCUGUUCUGCGGCGCGUACCUGUACAAGCAGAGUUUCGCCAUCCCCGGCUCCAGCCUCCUGAAUGUCCUGGCUGGAGCACUCUUCGGGCCAUGGAUGGGGCUGGUGCUGUGUUCAGUGCUCACAUCUGUGGGAGCCACCUUCUGCUACCUGCUCUCUGCAGCUUUUGGCAAGCAGCUCAUUGUUCACUUCUUCCCUGAGAAGGUGGCUCUGCUGCAAGGGAAGGUAGAAGAGAACAGGAGCAGCUUAUUUUUCUUCUUGCUGUUCCUGAGGCUGUUCCCCAUGACACCAAACUGGUUUCUGAACCUCUCGGCUCCCAUUUUAAACAUCCCCAUGUCCCAAUUCUUUCUCUCCGUCCUCAUUGGCCUUACACCAUAUAAUUUCAUCUGUGUGCAGACAGGGGCCAUUCUGUCCCAAAUCACCUCUCUGGAUGCCAUCUUCUCCUGGGACACACUGCUCAAGCUGCUGGCUAUGGCUGUGGCAGCGCUGAUUCCAGGGUCCCUCAUCAAGAGAUACAGCAAGAAACACCUGAAGCUGGAUGGGGACAAGCAAGCUCAGACACUCAAUGGCAAAAAGAGCUCUUGAUGGCUUAGGUGCCCCAGUUUUGGGGUAAAAGCUGCAGGACUGUUCCCAGAGGUUAUAAUUCUGCAUGCUCUUUGCCACCAAGGACAGUGGCAAUUUUUAAUUGUCCUUCUCAUCUCAGAGGAGGUGUCCGUUCUUAUUUUUAAUGAAUGUUUACCUGUGCGUGUACCUGCACGGAGAGAGAUACAGGGGCUUUGUGAACACUCGGUUAAUUUGCCUGUUUCAUU
This is a messenger RNA of Hirundo rustica (Barn swallow), 1105 nucleotides long. It is a transcript of the gene TMEM41A, whose product is annotated as transmembrane protein 41A. The record is from RefSeq and is a predicted model, not a curated record. The coding region runs from base 108 to 881 and encodes 257 amino acids. The transcript is spliced from 5 exons. NCBI's taxonomy places the organism in Eukaryota, Metazoa, Chordata, Aves, Passeriformes, Hirundinidae.